GCAAGUAAUAUUCUUAUCCUUCUUCUCUAAGACAACACCCACACGUUUCCUGCUUCUUCUCAUUCUAUCGCCUGGCUGUUAUUUUCACCCUUGUUUACUUCAACCUAACGUCCUCCCAGAAUGUCCUCGGAAACAUGGCCGCCCCCGCUCAAGGAAUGGGUCGCAAAGUGUCUUGGCCAGAUGACAGACACAAACCGUGCAGAGGCCCAAGCUGAGCUCCGACAGGUCAUCGCUGACGCUUUCACCGCUAAGACACUCUGGACCACCGACUGGGCAGGUGUCCAGCUCCAAUGUUUAUUACCCAAGCCUCCUCCAACCCUCAGCGGACUAAACGGAUUAAAGCGCAAAAUGAACGACAGCCCGACUUCGAGCAAGAAAGCCAAGAAGGCCGCCCACCAGCAGCAACGAGCGGCAGCGGCAGCGCAUGACCUCAAUGACCAGGCCGCCCUGAAUCGUCGUGCUGCCCGCUUCCAACGCGAACACGAGCUCGAACGUCAGAAGUCGCGGGGCCAGCAGUACGGCAACGGCAACGGCGCAAGCAACGGCUCGGGGCUGCUCAAUCGCAUUUCGGGCGUGCAGCCAUCAUAUGCGAUGGACGUAGAUGAUCCGGAAGGGGAUCCGAAUGUGCCACAUUGGGAUAAGUAUACGAUCGUUGGGACGAACCAGGAGAUCUUCAAGGAUUACCUCCGUCUUACAUCAGAACCUAAGCCAGAGAUGAUACGCCCCUACCAUGUUUUACAAAAAACGCUAACCGCUCUCAAGACCCGCUGGAAGGAAAAGGCGUCCUAUAACUGGAUACGUAACCAGUUUAAGAGCUUACGCCAAGAUCUCACUGUCCAGCGUAUCAAGAACGAAUUUACGGCACAAGUCUACGAGAUACACGCCCGUAUCGCCCUCGAGAGCGAGGACAUGGUUGAGUAUAAUCAAUGUCAAGCUUCGCUCAAAACACUCUACGAUCUUGGCAUCCCUGGCAAGCUCGAAGAGUUUACCGCUUACCGCAUUCUGAUGCUUCUACAUGGGCGUAAUAAGAGCGAGCUCAACUUGUACGUAGGUCAACUAACACCCAGACAGAAAGCAGACGGCGCCGUAAAGCAUGCUCUGCAAGUGCAGCGUGCGCUUGCCCUUGGAAAUUACCAUGCACUGUUUGAUCUAUAUCUCAACGCACCUAACAUGGGCGCGUACAUCAUGGAUCACUUUAUCGAGCGCGAGCGGCUCAGGGCAUUGAUGAUCAUGUCGAAAGCAUAUCGCACUCUCGCACUGAGCCAUAUUCAGCAAGAACUUGCCUUCGACAGCCUGACUGAAGCCCGCGAAUUCCUUGCGACUCAUCGUUCCGCUGUCUUCACGAAACCUAACGACGCUGACAAGGACAAAAUCCUUGACUGUAAGGCGGCAGCGCCUCUUUUACUCGCCGCCUACGAGGAGAAGAUUCGCAAGGUCCAAAUCAAGGGAGCUAUAUAACCCAUGGCUCCCGUCUGGUUCCUUAGGCCUUAUGUCUGCGGCGCUCGACACUGUCUUGUCAUGGCUGUCGGGGAAUAUUCCUGGAUUGUCAUGGAUUCGAAGACAAGGGAUGACAAUGUGCCCCUUGCAAGCUGACUUGGCUUUGGAAUUUUACUAUCAUCAACAUGCUCAUUUCAUUUUAUAUUUCACUUUUAUUUUUCUACCUCUUGCUUCUCUCGGAGCGCCACUUGGCACGCCGCUCCAUCUGCGGCGACCACAGACGGGCACAACAACAGGAUAUCAAGAUCAAUACCGCGCGCGCAGGUCUCGGAGGACAAAAGCGUCGAAGAAGAUGGGGAUGUUCUUCAAGGUUGGCACACCACGGUUCGUCAAAUUUGCAUUACUCUGUCUAUCCUUUCGCAACCGUUACGACAAUGCUGAGCUCUCCGCGGGUGGCGGGCCGAGCGGAGAGUGCGGAGAAGGUGUGCGAGAUGGCGAAUUAGAGUAGGAUGAAGCAGGUGUGGAGCUAGUGCUCCAUCGAUGUAUGUUUUACGGAAUACGUUCCAUCGACAUCAACAAUAUACGGUAUACCAGUGAUUAGGUGUGCGUGAUGGUUCGAAUAUCGCCCUUGUGCAGAGAAUAUACUCUUUGCACUUUUCUACUACCCUACAGGUCGCAGCUUUGCUGAAGGCGAGGUUUGGCCGGAGUUGUAGCUGUGGCAAUUUUUGGCUGGAUGACCGGUCUUGACUCUCGCCGUUAAUUGUUUCAGCGCUGUGGCUUUUAUCCACAGCCGCCCAGUUGAAGAGCACCGGGCAAAAUCACUGCAUGCGUCCGACUUCAUCCUUGAUCAGUCGCGCAUGCGAGCUGGGAUGAACCGUCGAACUACGACCUCGCGGACGGAGUAGUGGGUAAGGCACGCUGGUGACGCAAGCGUACUUGUCGAUACGCGGGAAGAGGAUGGAAUCGUGACGUAGGUUAGGACAAGGGUCUUCUGGACUUGUGAGUUGACCCGGUUAAUCGUGGAUAACCACGUCCAAGAGAAGGGAGCGGUAUUUUGGAGAUUGAAUGGCGAUGAGUCACGAUCGGUAGGGUCUUCGUAUACUGGACAAAGAACAAUGGCGAAUUCGGCGUGGUGAAAGACUGGCCCUCGUUUGUACAAAAGCAGAUCGCAGCAGAACUUCACGCCAGAGCGCACAACCCAUCCCAGGGAGCGGUAGUGAUGAUACGCAGCGUAUUGCAACAGGAACGGGUUGUCGAACCGCGGCUGCGAAGGGGGCAAAAUUGAUGGGGAAAGGGACGGAGAAACGCAUGUAUUUGGGAUAUGGGCGUUCUGGAACGCGUACCAAGUCUGUUGGAGGGAAAGGGGCUUUUCCUGCUCUGGUGAAGAAAUGGAAAGUGAAUCAAGGGCCCAGGACAGAAAGAAUGCCUCGGGAAGCGUGAGCUGGAGAUGCUCAAUGUCCAUGUCCUCGAAGUCGUUGUUUGGUGGUCCCUCUGCUUUCUCUGAUUCAUCGUCUUCAUCCGCAACAGGAGUAUCUGGCGCGGACUGAGAUGGCUUCCAGGUAGCAGCGGAAGGAAUGACGCGAGCACCAUCAGGAGCAAAGCCGAGAGCUGCGCCAGUCGGGGGUGUGCGGCCCUCUGCAAAGGCCACCUCCGCUUCAGCAGCUACGGCGGCGAUGGCGCGAGCACGAUCAAGCUUAAACUGUUUGCGCUCUGCACGACGUUGCGCAGUAAUUUGCUCAGCGGACGGACCUGCCCGUGCUGCACGCUGCCGUGCAAGCCAUGUCGGCUCACUACGCGAAAGCGCGCCCUUUCCGUAGAAGCCACGCCGCCAUAAGAGAAGGGAGUCCUGAGGCGAAGUAACCCAGACAGAGCGCGAAGGACCAUCGAGUGUGCCAGCACAAUGAGUAGGGAUCACCCGAGUUUGCGCAAGCCCGAGCGGGGCAAGCAGGCGGGUUGCGAGCGUGUCCGGGGGAGGCUCUAGUAGGAGUGGAAGAGGGAGCGCAUAUAUGCGCGCGUUUUCGGCCUUUUGGCCACCACCUUUGGAGGGACCCUUCCUAUUUGAUCGUGCGUGCUUUGGAGUGGAGGCAGAGGUAGACAUUGAUUGAGGACCACUGGGGACGCGUAGCGGUAAGAUUUUGGCGCUUGCUGACGAUUGCGAUGACUAUUAUGUCUCGGCCAGGUAUAGUCCUGACUUGGUCGUGACUCCUAGUUGCACUACUUAUCUGACUCAAAAACGCGAGCUACGAGUUU
Molecule: messenger RNA, 3687 nt
Organism: Coniophora puteana RWD-64-598 SS2
Lineage: Eukaryota; Fungi; Basidiomycota; Agaricomycetes; Boletales; Coniophoraceae
Exons: 14
Coding region: 121-1458 (445 amino acids)
Cellular component (GO): nucleus
Source: RefSeq, a predicted model, not a curated record